Molecule: messenger RNA, 2293 nt
Organism: Nymphaea colorata (pocket water lily)
Lineage: Eukaryota; Viridiplantae; Streptophyta; Magnoliopsida; Nymphaeales; Nymphaeaceae
Exons: 2
Coding region: 1-1935 (644 amino acids)
Source: RefSeq, a predicted model, not a curated record
AUGGAUCUCAACUCUACAGAUGUUUCCUUUCCUCAAAUGUUGGGGUCACGUUCAGAUACGUGCAAUCUUCCCAGCUGCAGUACAGGACUUGGCUUUGGUGAUACAACAUUGCGAUUAGACUGUUGUGGGUACAAUCAGGACCAUGACAAGGGUCCGGCAGGGGUGCACAUGAUUAGUGCAUCUGCAUAUUCUCCAAAUUCUCUUGAGGACGUUUCCUAUGAUGAUGGAUGUACAUUAGUCCUAGGAUUAGGACCAGCUGGGAGUUCCUCUUUUGAUUCACUAGGUAUUAAUAGAGUUAAGGCUCUCGGGGGAUUAAUUUUCCAAGAAUUUUCUGGUUCUCCUCAACAUAGUAGUCCCUUUCUCCAAAGCCAGACACAGGAUAAGUUGGCUGAAAGUGGAAAUGGAAUUCAGGUUUCAAUUGUUGAUGAGGGUUCAACAUCUGCAGCUCGUAGAAGAUCAGGUGGAUGCAUGCAGUCUCUGGUUGAUACUUCAUCUUUCAGCAGUAGGCAUAUCCAGAAUGUCCGAGACUUGGAGGUUGGAUGCAGUUUCAAUCUUCAAGUCCAUUCUAAUCCCUCAUCUGCUGCUGAGAGCUUGCAAGGUGCAAUGUCUGGAAAUACUGGUGUGGAAGUUCCAGAUCACAGGAGCCAUCCAAGACGAUGCCGGUUCAGAGGGUGUACAAAAGGUGCAAGAGGAGCAUCAGGGUUGUGCAUUGCUCAUGGAGGAGGUCAGAGGUGCCAGAAGCCUGGAUGUAACAAGGGUGCAGAAAGCCGAACUGUUUACUGCAAGGCUCAUGGUGGCGGCAGAAGGUGUGAGAGCUUAGGAUGCACGAAGAGUGCAGAAGGGAAAACAGAUUAUUGUAUUGGACAUGGUGGUGGAAGAAGGUGUGGGCAUCCAGGGUGCACGAAAGCAGCAAGGGGCAAAUCUGGCCUUUGCAUUCGUCAUGGUGGGGGAAAACGCUGCAAGGUAGACGGCUGCACAAGAAGUGCUGAAGGAUUUUUAGGACUCUGCAUCUCACAUGGCGGUGGUCGAAGAUGUCAAUAUCCAGCAUGCAACAAGGGUGCUCAGGGUAGUACCAGUUUCUGCAAAGCACAUGGUGGUGGUAAGAGAUGCAUUUUUGCUGGGUGUAACAAGGGUGCUGAGGGGAGCACACCGUUGUGCAAGGGCCAUGGAGGGGGAAAGCGUUGCAUGUUUGGUGGGGGAGGUGUAUGCCCUAAGAGUGUGCAUGGAGGCACCAAUUUCUGUGUUGCUCAUGGGGGUGGAAAGAGGUGCGCGGUACCUGGGUGUACAAAGAGUGCUAGGGGGAGGACUGAUUGCUGUGUUCGUCAUGGUGGGGGAAAACGUUGUCAUUUUGAGGGUUGUGGCAAGAGUGCACAGGGGAGUACUAACUUUUGCAAAGCACAUGGUGGUGGGAAGAGGUGCAUGUGGGGCCAAGAGGGGACAGUUUAUGCUGGGGUGCUUGUCAAAGGCAAAAACGGUGAGAUUCAGACUGGUCCUUGUGACAAGUUUGCAAGAGGGAAGAGUGGCUUGUGUGCUGCUCAUGGCAGUCUGGUCCAGGCAAUGAUACCUGGAACAGCCGAAGGAAAUACAGGAAUCAGCCCUGGCCUGUUUCGUGGGCUGGCUCAUCCUUCAACAGGCAAUAGCGGCGAUGAUGAUUCAUCAGGUGCUAGCACGGUAUCAGAACUGGCGAUUGAUUGCACACAGUCUGCAGAUGAAUCAUCUAGGUCCCAUAAUCAUCUGAUACCGCCUCAGGUCUUGGUUCCUCCAUCCAUGAAGUCCCCAAGUUUGUUUGGCUUGGGGAGUGAGAAAGGGGCCAGCAUGCCUGCACCUAGCAAUAUUAGUAGCACCUUGGCCGUUCCAGAAGGCAGGGUGCAUGGUGGAAGCUUGAUGUUUCUGCUCGGAGGCGAUCUCAAGGCUGCUGCAGAUCGUGUUUUCUAGUCCUCCAAAUGCGAGUGACCUACAUAUUGGGACUGAUUCUUUGUGGUGGGUGGUGCUAUUAGAUGAAUGGUCUUCAUUAAUAAUAUAUUAUGGAGUUGCUAAUGUGUGAAAACUUUGUACUUAUCUUGGGCGAAGACUAUCUUCAGAUAUGUGUAUUUUCAGAUAGUCUUUAAGUUGGCCUUAAGGAAAUGAAACUGUGUCGUCGUAGGGGGUCUUUUAUAAAUAGAGUUAAUUGAUAAUGGGUCAGAUCCCCUUGUAGUCCCAAUAUCAUAUUGUCAUAAAUAGGCUGUUAUCCCAAGGGAUUAGGGCUAUCAAGUAAUGAGAAUUGCCUCUCGGUGAGAGACAAGUUUAGGCCUGA